Striga hermonthica is the source of this 8283-nucleotide messenger RNA. Lineage: Eukaryota; Viridiplantae; Streptophyta; Magnoliopsida; Lamiales; Orobanchaceae. The record is from the annotation of a GenBank genome assembly.
AUGGAAGAAGAAGAAGAACAAAUGAGCGUUCAUAAAAAAAUUUCUGAAAAGAGCUACGAAAGGCAAGAAGAAGAUACUGGUAUAGAUGAUAAUACAAGAAUAUCUGAAGCUGAAAAUAUGAAGACACAUAUUCCUUGCAUAGAUACUGUGAAUAGUAAUGUAAGUAUAGAAGAAGUUGGUUCAGUUGCUACAGUUAAUGAUGAUGAACUUUUUGAACAUGUUCCACUGAAAGAUCGGGAUAAAAGUUGCGAGCAGUCUUUGAGUCCGGAUGAGUUGAGAGACUCAGGAGUUGGAAGUGACGAUACAUUUGAGUUUUCCUUCCCUGGUGUUAGAUCAUCAGGGUUUGAUUCUCCCCCAGAACUAGGUAUGCAUAAUGAUCGCCAUUAUUCGAGCCCUGGGCCUGAGAGAGACUCAAAUUAUGAUGCUAGAGAGUCUUUAUCUUCAGCUAGUCUUGAUUCUGCUUUGCAUUUGCAUGGAGAUGCAGGAUACUCUCCUGUUGAUUCACCACCGAAACUGAAGGCUAAACAGGUUAUGCCUAAUGUGUCUCCGGAGCUUCUUCAUUUAGUAGAUUCAGCUAUAAUGGGGAAGGCUGAAAGCUUGGAGAAGCUGAAGAAUGUAGUUUGUGGCGUUGAGAGUUUUGGAGGAGACGAAGAGGCUGUGGCUAUGGCUUACUUAGUCGUUGACUCACUUCUUGCCACCAUGGGAGGUGUCGAAUCUUUUGAAGAGGACGGGGAUGAUAAUCCACCCAGUGUGAUGCUGAACUCCAGGGCUGCUAUAGUGGCCGGUGAGUUGGUUCCUUGGCUUCCGGACAUUGGGGAUUUUGAAGGUUUUAUGUCUCCUAGGACUCGGAUGGUGAGAGGGCUGCUAGCUAUUUUGCGCGCUUGCACUAGGAACAGAGCGAUGUGCUCUGUGGCUGGUUUAUUGGGAGUACUUCUCCGCACUUCCGAGAGGAUUUUUGUUGAGAAUGUUGGUUCAGGAGAAAAGAGCAUGUGGGAUGGAACUCCUUUGUGUUAUUGCAUUCAGUACUUAGCAGGUCAUUCUCUUAGUCCAUCGGAUCUGCACUUCUGGCUUAAAGUCAUUAACAAAACUCUCACCACGCAAUGGGCAGCCCGUUUAUUGCGCUCUUUGGAGAAAGCCAUGGGUGGGAAAGAGGUCAGGGGUCCAGCAAGUACUUUUGAGUUUGAUGGAGAGAGUUCUGGUUUGUUAGGCCCCGGGGAGAGUAAAUGGCCUUUUACUAAUGGAUAUGCAUUUGCAACUUGGAUCUACAUCGAAUCAUUCGCGGACAAUAUAAGCACAGCAACAACUGCUGCUGCUAUUGCAAUGGCUGCUGCCGCCACAUCAGGAAGAUCAUCUCCCAUGUCAGCUGCUGCAGCUGCUAGUGCUCUAGCUGGAGAAGGCACGGCCCAUAUGCCUCGACUUUUCAGUUUUCUAUCUGCUGACAAUCAGGGGAUGGAAGCAUAUUUUCAUGCUCAGUUUUUAGUUGUUGAAUGUGGAAGUGGGAAAGGAAGGAAGUCAUCUUUGCAUUUUACUCAUGCGUUCAAGCCACAGUGUUGGUAUUUUAUUGGCCUUGAACAUUCUUGCAGACAGGGUAUCCUAGGAAAGACAGAAAGUGAGUUGAGGUUGUACGUUGAUGGUUCCUUGUACGAAAGCCGUCCAUUUGAUUUUCCAAGGAUAUCUAAGCCACUCGCAUUUUGCUGCAUUGGCACUAAUCCUCCUCCAACUAUGGCUGGAUUACAACGCCGGCGCCGCCAGUGCCCUUUGUUUGCUGAAAUGGGACCUGUGUACAUAUUUAGAGAACCUAUUGGCCCAGAAAGGAUGGCACGGUUAGCUAAAAGAGGAGGCGAUGUUCUGCCAUCAUUUGGCAAUGGUUUGGGAUCACCAUGGAUUGCAACAAAUGACCAUGUCCAAAGCAUGGCACAAGAUAGUGCACUUUUGGAUUCUGAAAUUGCUGGGUUAAUUCAUCUUCUUUACCAUCCUAAUUUGUUGAGUGGGCGUUACUGUCCAGAUGCUUCUCCUUCUGGCGCUACAGGCAUGCUUCGAAGGCCUGCAGAGGUUCUUGGUCAAGUUCAUGUUGCUACAAGAAUGCGGCCUGCUGAAGCUUUGUGGGCCUUGGCUCAUGGAGGGCCCUUGUUCUUGCUUCCUUUGGUAGUUAACAAGGUGCAUGAGAAUAGCUUGGAGCCACGACAAAUUGACCUUUCUCCUUCUUUGGUCCUAACGUCACUUGCUGCUCCCAUAUUCAGAAUUAUCUCUUUGGCCAUUUGCCAUCCUGGAAAUAAUGAAGAGUUGUGCCGGCGAAGAGGACCUGAAAUAUUAUCUCGAAUAUUGAAUUAUCUCCUCCAAACUUUGUCUUCCCUUGACAUUGCCAAGCGUGAUGGAGACGAGGAACUUGUUGCUGCUAUUGUAUCCAUAUGUCAGUCCCAGAAGUUAAACCAUACACUUAAAGUGCAGCUUUUCAGCACAUUGUUAUUUGAUAUCAAGAUUUGGAGUUUAUGCAGUUAUGGCCUUCAAAAGAAGUUUUUUUCGUCACUAGCAGAUAUGGUGUUCACUGAGUCGUCAGUGAUGCGAGAUGCUAAUGCUAUUCAGACACUUCUAGAUGGUUGCAGACGGUGCUAUUGGACUGUCCGUGAAAGUGAUUCAAUUGAUUCAUGUUCAGCAAGUGGAAAUGGCCGUAUAAUGGGUGAAGUCAAUGCAUUGGUGGAUGAGCUUUUAGUGGUCGUUGAACUUUUAGUCUUGGCAGCUCCACCUUCUCUGGCUUCAGACGAUGUCCGUUGUUUGUUGGGGUUCAUGGUUGACUCCCCUCAACCAAAUCAGGUUGCCAGGGUGCUCCACCUGAUUUACAGAUUAGUCGUACAGCCAAAUAUGUCUAGGGCUAAAACCUUUGCCGAGGCAUUUAUAUCGUGUGGUGGCAUCGAAACACUUCUUGUUCUGUUGCAGCGUGAAACAAAAGCUGGAGACACUGAUGUCUCAGAGUUCUUACCUGAACACGACGAGUCUUUAACAUUGACUAAACUGGAUGCAGAUACCUCUGAAGGAGUUUCUGCAAAACCUGGUUAUGAUGAUGGGUUUUCUUUGGAGAGAAAGGAUCUGAAUUUAUAUGAGAAUGCAUCUGAAUCUGUGAAUUUUAGAAUUCCUUCUAAAUCAAACAUGGAAAGGAUGUCGUCCAUCACUGAGAAUCCUUUUCUUAGAAACUUGGGUGGCAUAAGUUAUUCGAUAAAUGCUGAAAAUGCUCGGAAUAAUGUGUAUAAUGUUGACAAAAGUGAUGGUAUCGUUCUAGGUAUUAUCAACCUCUUGGGUGCUUUAGUGGUAUCAGGACAUUUAAAAUUCGACGCACCUGCUCCUAUGGAGAUGACAAAUAACCUUCUUGGUUUGCUUGAGGGGGGAGGCACCAUGUUUGAUGAUAAGACUCAAGUUAUUGCUGCAGCAGCUGCUGGUGUAGCAGCUGAGGGAUUGCGGCCUAUGGAUGCGAAGAUAGAAGCAGAAAAUGCUGCUCAGCUUUCCGUGGCAUUGGUUGAGAAUGCAAUAGUUAUUCUGAUGCUUGUUGAAGACCAUUUGCGAUUACAAAGCAAACUUUAUAGUUCUUCACGUUUGCCCACUACAUCUGCGUCCCCACUUUCUACUAUGUUGCCUGUGGGUGGCCGCACUUCAAAUACAGUUCGUGGAGAAACUUCAUCUCGUACUUCAUCAUCUAGUGAAUCUGGAGGACUCUCUCUAAAUGUUCUUGCUUCAAUGGCCGAUGCUAAUGGACAAAUUUCAACAGCUGUAAUGGAACGAUUGACUGCUGCAGCUGCAGCUGAACCUUAUGAAUCAGUUUCCUGUGCUUUUGUGUCAUAUGGAAGCUGUGUAGUAGAUUUAGCAGAGGGUUGGAAAUACAGAAGUCGAUUGUGGUAUGGUGUAGGACUUACUCAGGAAACAUCACUAUUUGGUGGAGGUGGCAGUGGGUGGGAAUCUUGGAAAUCUGCGUUAGAGAAGGAUGCUAAUGGAAACUGGAUUGAACUUCCACUAAUAAAGAAGUCUGUUACAAUGCUUCAAGCUCUGUUAUUAGACGAGUCGGGUAUUGGGGGUGGUCUGGGUAUUGGUGGAGGAUCUGGAACUGGAAUGGGGGGCAUGUCAGCUCUUUACCAGUUACUGGACAGUGACCAGCCGUUCCUCUGUAUGCUGCGGAUGGUGCUUGUUUCAUUGAGGGAGGAUGAUGAUGGUGAGGACCAUAUGCUAAUGAGGCAUGUCGGUAUCCAGGACGAGUCAGUAGAGGGUUUCCAUAGACAAUCUAGUGGUGCUGCAUCUUUUGACAAAACCAGCAGGAUGCCAACUAGAAAACCACGAUCGGCAUUGCUUUGGAGUGUGUUGUCUCCUAUAUUAAACAUGCCAAUUUCCGAGACAAAGAGGCAGCGAGUUUUAGUUGCGUCGUGUGUCCUAUAUUCUGAGGUGUGGCAUGCUAUUGGAAAGGACCGAAGUCCUCUACGCAAGCAAUACCUGGAAGCCAUAUUACCUCCUUUUGUUGCUAUUUUAAGAAGGUGGCGACCUCUUUUGGCAGGAAUUCAUGAACUUGCUACUGCAGACGGUAUAAAUCCCCUUGUUGUUGAUGAUCGUGCCUUGGCUGCAGAUGCUUUGCCAGUUGAGGCUGCUCUUGCUAUGGUAUCUCCUAGUUGGGCUGCUUCUUUUGCAUCACCGCCUGCUGCUAUGGCGUUGGCAAUGAUCGCAGCUGGUGCCGCUGGUGGAGAAACCAGCGCUCCUCAGUCUAUUUCACAUCUCCGCCGAGACUCAUCCCUUCUAGAGCGGAAAACAGUCAGACUCCAUACAUUUUCUAGCUUUCAGAAGCCUCUGGAGGCACCUAACAAAUCUCCAGCCAUUCCCAAGGACAAGGCUGCAGCAAAAGCAGCUGCACUGGCUGCUGCUAGAGACCUUGAGCGUAAUGCGAAAAUAGGCUCGGGAAGAGGACUCAGUGCUGUGGCUAUGGCUACAUCAGCCCAGCGUCGUAGUAAAAGUGAUGAUGAACGGGUAAAGAGAUGGAACGUUUCAGAAGCAAUGGGAACUGCAUGGAUGGAAUGCUUACAGUCAGUGGACUCGAAGUCUGUGUACGCCAAGGACUUCAAUGCCUUAUCCUACAAGUAUAUAGCUGUUCUUGUUGGAAGUUUAGCUCUGGCUAGAAACAUGCAGCGAUCUGAGGUUGACAGGAGGUCACAAGUUGAUUCGAUAGCCCGACAACGAUUAUACACGGGAAUACGUGAAUGGCGCAAACUCAUUCACUGCCUGAUAGAGAUUAGGUGCCUUUUUGGUCCUCUAUGUGAAGAAUUGUGCAAUACUAAGCAGUUUUUCUGGAAGCUAGACCUCAUGGAAAGUUCUUCAAGGAUGAGGAGGAUUUUACGGAGGAACUACCAUGGCUCCGAUCACCACGGUGCUGCUGCAAAUUAUGAAGACAAAAUAGAGCUGAAGCAUGACAGAAAUAACGCUGUAAGUCCAUCUAAAGCCUCAAUCUUAGCUGCUGAAGCCAUCUCAGCGGAGUUGGGAAAUGAGGAAGAUGAGCAUGACUCUUCCAGUUUGGCUGUUGGCCCAAAUGAGGAACAGCCUAGUGGAAUUCAGACUGUACCAUCAGGACCUGGUAACCAGCCAGUUAUAUUGGCAGAGUCCACGGAGUUCCCAGUUAAUCCUGAGCUUGACACUGCAUCUAUUCCACCCGCAACCUCCCCUGGCUAUGUUCCUUGCGAGCACGAUGAAAGAAUUGUUCUUGAGCUUCCAUCUACAAUGGUCCGCCCGUUGAAGGUUCUGAGAGGAACUUUUCAAAUAACAUCAAGAAGAAUCAAUUUUGUUGUUGAUCACACGGAUCCUAGUGCUAUGGGAGAUGUGCACAGCAAAGGUGUAAACGGAGUUCAAGAGAAGGAUCAUUGCUGGUUGAUGUCAUCACUUCACCAAGUCUACAGCAGAAGAUAUCUUCUGAGAAGAAGUGCACUGGAGUUGUUCAUGGUUGACCGGUCAAAUUACUUUUUUGAUUUUGAGAGCACUGAGGGACGGAAAAAUGCAUAUCGAGCUAUUGUGCAAGCCCGUCCUCCUCAUUUGAACGAUAUCUACCUUGCAACACAGAGACCUGAACAACUUUUGAAAAGAACUCAGCUUAUGGAACGCUGGGCCAGAUGGGAGAUCAGCAAUUUCGAGUAUUUGAUGCAGCUUAACACGUUGGCUGGACGUAGUUAUAAUGAUAUAACACAGUAUCCUGUGUUCCCAUGGAUCCUUUCUGAUUACUGCUCGGAGAAUUUGGAUCUUUCAGUUCCUUCUUCUUUCCGUGAUCUUUCAAAGCCCAUUGGCGCUCUGAAUGCUGAGAGAUUAAAAAUGUUUCAAGAAAGAUACGCCAGCCUUCAAGAUGAAGUCAUCCCCAAAUUCCUUUAUGGUUCACAUUACUCAACAGCUGGAACAGUUUUGUAUUACCUCACAAGAGUGGAACCUUUUACUACCCUUUCUAUUCAACUUCAAGGUGGCAAAUUUGAUCAUGCUGACAGAAUGUUCUUAGACAUUGGUGCAACUUGGAGUGGAGUUCUUGAGGACAUGAGUGAUGUAAAAGAAUUGGUGCCCGAGCUAUUUUAUCUUCCAGAGGUUUUCACCAAUGAGAACUCAGUUGACUUUGGUACAACGCAACUCGGUGAAAAGCUUGACGCAGUUCGGCUUCCUCCAUGGGCUAAAAACCCUGUUGACUUUGUCCAUAAGCAUCGGAUGGCGCUAGAAAGUGAGCAUGUCUCGGAACAUUUGCAUGAAUGGAUCGAUCUCAUAUUUGGGUACAAGCAACGUGGAAAAGAAGCUAUACAGGCGAACAAUGUUUUCUUUUACAUUACAUAUGAAGGAACUGUAGACAUUGAUAAAAUAUCAGACCCAGUACAACAACGUGCUGCCCAAGAUCAGAUUGCUUACUUUGGCCAGACCCCAUCUCAACUUCUUACCAUACCCCACAUGAAACGGAUGCCUCUCACCGAUGUCCUUCACAUGCAGACCAUAUUCCGGAAUCCCAGAGAGGUUAAGGCAUAUAGUGUUCCCAAUCCCGAGCGCUGCAACCUACCUGCUGCAGCCAUCCAUGCAUCGUCAGACUCUCUUAUAAUUGUUGACAUAAAUGUCCCAGCAGCACAUGUAGCACAACACAAGUGGCAGCCAAACACGCCAGAUGGUGAAGGGGCGCCUUUCCUUUUUCAGCAUGGAAAACCUGGCACAGGUGCUGCUGGUGGGAAUUUUAUGCGAAUGUUCAAAGGGUCAACUACUCCUGGAUCAGAUGAGUGGCAAUUUCCACAGGCGUUGGCAUUUCCAGCUUCUGGUAUCCGAAGCACAGGAAUAGUUUCAGUCACUUGUGAUGGAGAAAUUGUCACCGGCGGACACGUAGAUAACAGUGUCAGACUUAUUUCGGCCGACGGAGCAAAAACCUUGGAGAUAGCAAGAGGACAUUGUGCUCCUGUGACGUGCCUGUCUGUAUCUCCUAGUAGCAGCUAUCUGGUGACCGGGUCCCGGGACUCAACAGUUCUACUCUGGAGAAUAAACCGAUCAUCUAUGCCACGCUCGACUACCUCACUGGAACCUUCCAGUAAUCCGGCUACACCCGCAUCUCCGGGUGGCAGCACACCCAGAAAUUCCAGCUCAGCCAACAAGAACAGAGGCAAAGGGAUAGAAGGCCCUGUCCACGUGCUCCGGGGGCAUUUAGGGGAAAUCACAUGCUGCUCUGUGAGCUCGGACCUCGGAAUUGUUGCCUCGUGUUCGGACUCCUCUGAUGUGUUGCUUCAUUCAAUAAGACGAGGGCAGCUCGUCAGAAGGCUUGCUGGUGUGGAGGCUCAUUCUUUGUGUCUGUCAUCUGAUGGAAUUUUAGUAACCUGGAAUAAGUAUCUUUCUACUCUGAGCACCUUCACGCUUAAUGGGACUCUGGUUGCUAGGCAAUGGCUUCCAAAAUCAUCGAGUGUCAGCUGCAUAGAAGUUUCUCUAGAUGGUUGCAGUGCUUUGGUCGCGUUAAACCCAUCCGUGGACAAUGAGGGAGGCUCAGAGGCUGCAAAUGAUGAUAAUGAUGGAAGCAGAUUGGAUUUGAUCUUACCUUGCAUUUGCUUCUUUGAUCUAUAUACUCUGGAGGUCUUCCAUAAGAUACAACUUGCAAAAGGACAAGAUAUCUCCACAAUGGCUUUGAAUAAGGAUAAGACAAAUCUUCUGGUGUCAACAGCGAAUAAGCAAUUGAUAGUAUUCACAGAUCCUUCCUUGAGCUUAAAAGUCGUUGACCAAAUGCUGAAGCUGGGAUGGGAAGGUGAUGGGUUAAGCCCCUUCAUAAAGUGA